AAUGCUGAAGGGGCAGAGCCUGGAGAGAGGAGAGGUGGAAAGUUGCAACUUCAGUGCAAUAUAGACCACAUGCUAUGGGAAGGAAUGCACGUGUAGGAGAGUGAAAGAGCAAAGCAAGAGAGGAGGAGGAGGAGGAAGAGGAGGAGGAAAGAAGCGAGGAGGGAGGGAUCUAAGUUAAAUCCUGCAGCGUGGCUCUGUGUCUGAAUGAAAGAAGCCUUCUCUCCCACUCCGUCCUGCUGUCCCUAUGUAUGCGACUCCCGUCUGCUGCAGCCAGUGCGCACAUGUCCAGAGCAAACACAGCCAGAUUCCACAAGUGACUUCAAGCUGGAAGUAAAUAUUUUUGCAGAAACGCCGGGCUGAAGGGGAGACUUUCCUCGCUGCUGAUUUGCUUUGAGGAUUUCUAAGCAUCCAUUAAAUAACUUUUUGUAAAUGGGAUGGACGUUUGUUUCAGUCACCGGAAGACGUGGACACUUUUUCAAGAAACCCCGUUGUGAUGCACAGAUGCUUUUGCCGAUACUACUACAGUAACAAGGGCCGAGUCUCUCCACGUCAUCGGGGCUUCGGGUCAUUGGUUCUGCCAGCCUCCACACACCACCCGGAGAGAGCUGCACUGCAGAUCCAAUCGCCAACCAAAAGAAUUCACUGGACCUGCUCGAUCUCACAAAACCUCAUUUGCACACAUCACAGGGGCAGCCUGCCAAAAUAAUACGAUGUCUAGGUUUUGAGUGCUUUGCCAACUUGCUGGCAGGUGUCAGUGUGUUUGAUACACAUUCAUUCUCCUACACACACAUGCACACACACACGGUUGCCUAAGACUGCAGAGAACGUGCCGGACAUCUACUGAAGGACAACCGAGACUCUAAACUCUCCAAAAAGCUAUCGUUGUUGGGCAGAUGUUGUGAGAGAUGUCCCAUUUGAAUUCCUCUUCUCACACAACACGGUGAAAUAUCACACCCAGGCUGCUUUGAGCCGAUUGACAGACAGCUCAUUCGCAUCAUGACCCUACUGACCCGUUAUCUUCAGCGCGUCCUUGCGCUUCACCUCCUCGUCCUGCUGCUGCUCCUGCAGGCCUGGCGGGGGUGCUGUCACCCCCAGUGUUUGGACUACAAGCCGCCGUUUGAGCCCCGCAAGCCGCUGGCUUUCUGUAAGGAAUACUCCAAGUUCGGAUGCUGUGAUCUGGAAAAGGAUGAGGAGAUAUCGGUCAAGUUCUACGCCAUCAUGGACCACUUUGACCAUUCAGGUUAUAUGACCUGCGCCCGGUACAUACGCAGCAUCCUCUGCCAGGAGUGUUCUCCGUACGCUGCCCACCUGUACGAUGCCGAAGACGCAAACACACCCAUGCGCACGGUGCCCGGACUGUGCGGUGAUUACUGCUCCGAAUACUGGCAGCAGUGUCGCUACACGCUCAGCCUCCUCUUGGAGGACUCGGGGAGUCCGGAGCAGUUCGCGAACCUCACUGCAGCCAUAGAAGAAGAUCGUGCCAUGUUCUGCAAUUUUCUGGAGCUGAAGGACAAACAGUACUGCUAUCCUAACGUGUUGACAAAUGCAGCACUGAAUGCCAACCUGGGCUUGGUGAGUGAGGAUCCCAAAGGGUGCCUGGAGCUGUGCUUGCAGGAGGUGGCCAACGGGCUCCGUAACCCGGUGGCCAUGAUCCACGCAAACGACGGCACGCAUCGCUUCUUUGUGGCGGAGCAGCUGGGCUACGUGUGGGUCUACCUGGCCAACGGCUCACGGAUCGACCGCCCGUUCCUCAACCUCACCCGGGCCGUCCUCACGUCGCCGUGGGCCGGAGACGAGAGGGGGUUCCUCUGCAUAGCCCUGCACCCGAGGAUCGCCGCGGUGAGAAAAGCCUACGUGUACUACUCUGUGUCUGUCAAGAAGGAGGAGAGGAUACGGAUCAGCGAGUUCACACUGCUAACACAUGAUGACAACCAACUGGACCACUCGUCUGAGAGGACCAUUCUUGAGGUUGCAGAGCCGGCGUCCAAUCACAAUGGAGGACAGCUUCUGUUCGGCCAUGACGGGUACUUGUACAUCUUCAUUGGGGAUGGUGGCCGAGCGGGGGACCCAUUUGGAAAGUUUGGCAACUCACAGAACAAGUCGACGCUCCUCGGCAAGGUGCUGCGCAUCGAUGUUGACGACAACGACGACGGCGCCCCGUACAGCCUCCCCGCAGACAACCCGUUCCUGAGCGAGAGGGAGGCUCGGCCGGAGAUCUACGCCUACGGAGUUCGAAACAUGUGGCGGUGCUCCGUAGACCGAGGUGACCCCGCCACAGGCCGAGGCGAAGGCAGGAUGUUUUGUGGUGACGUCGGCCAGAACAAAUAUGAAGAGGUGGACCUCAUUGUUAAAGGAGGCAACUAUGGAUGGAGGGCCAAAGAAGGCUUCAGCUGCUACGAUCGCAAACUCUGUCAAAACUCCUCGCUGGACGACGUCUUGCCCAUAUUUGCUUACCCCCACAAGCUGGGCAAAUCAGUGACAGGAGGAUACAUCUACAGAGGCUGUCAGAUGCCCAACCUCAAUGGACUCUACAUCUUCGGGGAUUUCAUGAGCGGGCGUCUGAUGUCUCUGAAGGAGAACGUCACUACGGGGGAAUGGCAGUACAACGAGAUCUGCAUGGGAAGAGGACAGACCUGCAGGUUCCCCAAACUCAUUGACAGUUACUUCAAAUACAUCAUCUCUUUUGCUGAGGAUGAAGCCGGGGAGCUGUACUUCUUAGCCACCGGAUCCCCGAGUGCCACAGCGAGGGCCGGAGUCAUCUAUAAGAUAGUGGACCCUUCCAGGCGAGCAGCACCAGGAAAAUGCAGCAUCAAGCCUUUGCCUGUCAAGAUAAAGGGAAAACUGAUUCACUUCAACCCCAAAGAAGAGUUUGUAAUCAACAAGAAACCAACCACAACACCCGUACCCACGACAACCACAAGAAAACCAACAACAAAAACAACACCAAGGAGAAAAUCACCCAUAAUAAUAAUAAAACCACCUAUGCCAACAAGAAAAACAGUAAGACAGAUGCCACAACCACAUACAGUAGCAACAACAGCAAGAACAACAACAUUACAGACCACGAGAAAAACAACAAUGAGAAAAACUUCAACAAAAACGACCUCAGCAACAUCAACACAACCCGCAGCCGUCCAGAUGACCAUGGCAACAACCCCCGCCACGACCUCAGCCACUGGUAGGCCUACUGGUGCACCCGUUUACCGAGCCAGCUCCACUGAUUAUUCACCCACUAGCUCCCCUGUUUGCCCGAUGACUAAGUCCAGCGGCAGCACUAACAUUGAAGCCACCAGUAUGCUGGUGCACACCUCGCUGCAGGGAGACGCAACCAGCGUCAAACCAGGUCAUCGCACAACCGGCAUGACUGCAGCCGCCUCUAGGAUCGCUCAAUUCCCAACCGGGAGACCCUGGAAACCCCUUCAGCACACCCAUUUGUUGACCACCUCCCAACCUCUGACCUCCCCCCCACCACCGCCACCACCUCCUCCUCCUCCUCCUGCACACACCACGGCUCUUAAGCCCCCCGGCUCGGACCCGACCUCCGCCCACAAACCACGGGAGGACGGGCCGCGGCUCGGGGCGAAGCUGGAAAGCGCUGGGGAGGGCAACCGAGUACACAAGAGGCCUCGAGGAAGGGGCGGCGGCCACAGGAGGGGGAAAAAAGGGCCGCGGGCCGGCUCGGUGCGACUGGUGAGCGCCGACGGCCUUUCCAAUCGAGGGAGAGUGGAGAUAUUCGUCCGCGGCGAGUGGGGGACGGUGUGCGACGACCUGUUCACCAGCAAAGCCGGCGGCGUGGUGUGCCGCCAGCUCGGCUUCGCGGGCGCGCUGGCGGUGAUGAAGAGGGCCGCGCUGGGCGAGGCCGACCGCAGCGUCGGGAUCCUGCUGGAUGACGUGCAGUGUGAGGGCGGCGAGAGGUCGCUGCUGGAGUGCAAGAGGUCCCGGGUGGGGAAACACAACUGCUCCCACGGGGAGGAUGUCGGGGUGAUCUGCGCUUAGCGGGGGGGUGGGGGGGGGAUCGGAUGCACGUCACACACACACACAAAAAGUGACAGGAUGGAGAAAGCAAAAUGUGAAGAUGGUAUAAAAAGUUAUUAAAGAAUACUCGUUAAUGUUGGUGAUGUCAGUUUGCUGACUUUUCUAUGAUUGUAUUUUCUAAUAUUACCUAGAUUUCCGGCUCACAGUCAAAUGCAAAGAAUAACGCCAUAUAGUUCAACUUGAAAUACAUUCUGUGUUUGCAUUUAUUACUCAUUCAAGAGGAGCAUUGAGCUUUAGAGUUUCUCAGUCCACUGUUUUGAGAGAGAAGAAUCUACAAGAUGGGACUGAACAGUACAUCCAGAGUGAUUCAGAGGAGGAAAAUGGUUGAAAAAGAUAAAAACAGAACCUAAAACCAAUCACAGUGAAAAUGUAAAGCUCCACAUCACAUGGCGAUUGAGGCAGAAUUACAAUCAGCAUGUGUAAAUGUUCAGUAGCUUGCGUAUUAUAAGGCUAGUUUAGUGAAUGAUCUCUUCACUACAUCUCUGGGUUUCAAGUAGGCUGUGACUGUAAAACACAAUGUUUAACCACAACUAGUUUGAAAUCCACUUAAAAAAGUCUUAAAAUAGAAGAGAUCAUUUCCAAUUACCCAAGAGUCUUUGACGAGGAGGAUGCAGUAAUACUCGCACCGUGGCCAGAACCGGCCUUUUCUAUGAUACGGGGCAAAAACACAAUACUACUAGAUCAAAUCAACCCAUAAACCAUUAUGUUGGAUUCCACUCCCUAGCAGGAAGUCUGAAAAAGGCCGACCUCGAGGCUUCCAACUGGCUUUCCACGAACUCUGGGCGAGACAAUCUCAUCACCUUAUCCACCAAAUGAUUACAGUUAUACUUUAUAAUAAAAAACCUGGUUCCAUCACAAUUCAUUACAGUUAUACUUUGGGGAACCUUAUUGAUGCCUUUGGAAGGUGUUUAUCGUCUAAUUAAAGUUAAUCGUAGUGCUUGGACUUUGAUCUGUUGAAAAAUACAAAUGUUUCAUUAUUUUUAGCGAAUGUUGAAGUUCAUUUGAAAUAAUGGUUAGUGCACAGUUUCAGUUUGUCACCACGAUUCGAGCAAAGGAAGCACAAUACAUUACAUAUGUGUAAUAAGUGUACCUAAUAAUUAAAUGUUUGUGGUUUUAUAGGAUUAACACUUUAGUUUUAAUACCUUAUAUUUUUAUAUAUGAAGCUCAAAUGCUCAAAGAGUGACUGAGUGAGUGAUGGAGAAACUUUAAUCAUAUUGUUGCUUUCUGCUGUCUUUUUAUACUCUCUAGACAACCAUGAGGCAAUAAUGAAGUGUGUUCUGGGAAGACAUUUGUAUUUUUUUAUUGUAGAAUUUCAGAGGUUCUAUUUUCUAAAACAUCUUUUUCAAUCAAGCAUUUGUGUUUUAUGAUUUUUAUAGAAUUUUUUUUUUUAAGAAGUAAAUGCUGGACAUUCUUUAAGAUGAAUAUAAUUAAAUGUUUCCACUAUUAAGUGCACUUUUGAGUGUCUGGGAUAUCAA
Messenger RNA from Pungitius pungitius (ninespine stickleback), 5510 nucleotides. Its product is annotated as HHIP-like protein 1. Gene Ontology annotation, cellular component: membrane. Bases 997 to 3996 code for a protein of 999 amino acids. NCBI's taxonomy places the organism in Eukaryota, Metazoa, Chordata, Actinopteri, Perciformes, Gasterosteidae. The record is from RefSeq and is a predicted model, not a curated record. The transcript is spliced from 14 exons.